Molecule: messenger RNA, 1081 nt
Organism: Populus nigra (black poplar)
Lineage: Eukaryota; Viridiplantae; Streptophyta; Magnoliopsida; Malpighiales; Salicaceae
Product: pre-mRNA cleavage factor Im 25 kDa subunit 1
Exons: 8
Coding region: 169-831 (220 amino acids)
Cellular component (GO): mRNA cleavage factor complex
Molecular function (GO): mRNA binding
Source: RefSeq, a predicted model, not a curated record
CUUUUUUUUUUUAAUUAAUUUCUCAACUUGUAGUCUUUCUUUAUUUAUCUUUUUGGUGAAAAUUCUUUCUUUAUUAUCACUAAAAGUAUUAACUAAGCGGUGUAGUAUUCUAUUUAUAUUCUGAGGUCUCUCUGGUUUUGUGUGGGCGUGUCGGGGGCAGAGCUGAAGAUGGGUGAUCAUUCAGUAACUGUAACUGACAAUAACAAUCAUCAAAGCACUGUAAUAGAAAUAUAUCCUCUGGGUAGUUAUUACUUUGGAUCCAAAGACCCUAUUGCUUUCAGGGAUGAAACUGUAGCUGACCGUGUCCAAAGAAUGAAAUCCAACUUUAGUGCUCGUGGACUGAGGACUUGUGUGCAAGCUGUUAUGCUGGUUGAGUUGUUCAAACAUCCCCAUCUUUUGCUAUUGCAAGUAAGAAAUGCUUUCUUUAAGCUACCUGGUGGUCGAUUAAGACCAGGUGAAUCAGAUAUUGAUGGAUUGCAACGUAAGCUAUCAAGAAUGCUUUCUGUGAAUGAAGAUGAAACUGAUCACUGGGAGGUGGGAGAUUGCCUUGGAAUGUGGUGGAGGUCUGAUUUUGAAACCUUGUUGUAUCCGUACUUGUCCCCGAAUCUCAAAGUACCUAAGGAAUGCACGAAACUCUACCUUGUAAAGUUACCAGCCAGUCGAAAGUUCAUUGUACCAAAGAACCUUAAACUGCUUGCAGUUCCUUUAUGCCAAGUUCAUGAAAAUCAUAAGUUACCAGCCAGUCGAAAGUUCAUUGUACCAGAGAACCUUAAACUGCUUGCAGUUCCUUUAUGCCAAGUUCAUGAAAUCAUAAGACAUAUGGACCAGUAAUAUCAGGAGUUCCGCAGUUGCUAUCAAAAUUCUCCUUCAACAUCAACUAUUGAAGAAGGCUUGGUCACUGUGUUGCGGAUGCUAUGGGUUAAGUAUAGAGAAAAUAGUAUAAUGUUUACCUGGAAAUAAUUUUUGUCCCAGGAUAUGUACUUUUAGUGAAAUCUUGAACGGAUGUGUUGUUUUUACCAUACAUUUUACAAGCUGUAGCUGUUGAUGCUUUGCAAUGAAAACAUAUCAAGUUUUUGUGUUA